Nymphaea colorata (pocket water lily) is the source of this 1175-nucleotide messenger RNA. Its product is annotated as protein TILLER ANGLE CONTROL 1. NCBI's taxonomy places the organism in Eukaryota, Viridiplantae, Streptophyta, Magnoliopsida, Nymphaeales, Nymphaeaceae. The record is from RefSeq and is a predicted model, not a curated record. The transcript has 4 exons. Gene Ontology annotation, biological process: morphogenesis of a branching structure. The coding region runs from base 141 to 1037 and encodes 298 amino acids.
UCCUUUGAUAUGCUAGGCUGCUAAGAGGAAUAUAGUUCCUUCUCUAGGUGGACGGUUCCUUUUAGCGGCAGUUUGAGAAUUUUACGGACAAGAUCACCUUUUCGAAUUGCUUUCUUUGCAAACUCACCAUCUUCGGUUGGAUGCACCGCAAACCGCGCGAGAGCAAGGGCUAUAUUGCUAUGGUUGCUCGGAGCAAAGUCCCGGGUGGCGAGGACGAAGACAAGCUCACAGCUGCAGGUGGUCAGAGCAACCACGAAGAAGACAAGCAGGCGCUGCUGCUGGAGCACGUAGGCCUGGUGGAAACGCUGAAUGGGUGGCACGACGGCAUCCUGGCCAUCGGGACAUUCGGGUUCGACGAGAUCAUGGUGGAGGAAGACGACGCCGACGUCUUCGAGCCCACUCUGGGCCGCGACGAAGCCAAGACGCGAGAGCUCCUGAAAGCGACGGCGGGGUUCGCGCGCAGGAAGGACGAGACAAUCAACGUCCUGGGCUCGAAACCACAGGUGGGUCUGGGCUCCGCCGAUGGCGAUGACUACGAGACGCACCGGCUCUCUUUGUUGCAGCACCCACAAGAAGACUCGAUCCUGGAGGUGGAGACGAAGAGCGAGAUGAAGGAAGAGAGGACGAGGACGACGUUGGCCGACCUCUUCUCGCGCCACGACGUUCACGACGAGCCAUCGGCGGAAUCCGGUGAGAAGAAGGACGCAGGAGCGCGGGAUGGUGGAAAGAAACCGACCUGCUGUGUUAAGCCCGGCGAGGCUGCGGCCAAAGCCGCCGCGGCGGCCGGAUCCAAAGGAGAGGAAACCGGAGCAAGCGCCAAGAUCCAGAAGCUUAUGGCGAAGAUGAUGAAGAGGAAGAUCCAUCCCGAGGCGGAAAAUUAUACAGGUCCAAAGGGCGCCGGCAAGGUGAAGGAAAUCCAGGAAUGUGCAACUGUUUAUCAAGAGGCUGAUGGAUCUAGCAGCCGCAAAUACGCCAUGCUCGGUGGCUCCACUCAAAGAAGCAAGAAGAGUUGGAUGAACAAAAUCUCCGUCAUCUAAAGCAUAUUAGACAGGCAAUCACGCACACUGGCUUCACCAGCAUGAUAUGAUUGCUCUCUUACUCUCCCUCAUAUGUUACUUUGAAACUGGUUGCUUUUGCAAAUGAAUGAUGCAGUCUGUAAUAUUUGUGUGGCUUUA